Phragmites australis (common reed) is the source of this 1649-nucleotide messenger RNA. RefSeq lists its product as uncharacterized. The record is from RefSeq and is a predicted model, not a curated record. The transcript is spliced from 2 exons. Lineage: Eukaryota; Viridiplantae; Streptophyta; Magnoliopsida; Poales; Poaceae. The coding region runs from base 380 to 1051 and encodes 223 amino acids.
CCGCUCCCCCACAUUUCCGAUGCAGGUUAGCACAGACAGUCGCCGCGUAUAAAGUCUCGAGAAAACAGAGCCGCCAGGCACGGAGCUCUCCUGCGUCCCGCCUGCCCCUUCCGUCUCCUCCGCUCAACUAGCCACCCACCCACACGGCCACACCGCCUUGGCUCAAAGCCGCAGAAGCAGAAGCUACUCGCCGCUGCCGUCUCCAUGUCUCGCGUGCUCCGCGCGGUGCCGGUCGCGCUGAAGGUCCUGGGCUCCUCCUGCCUUUGACGACGCGGCGCGGCAGCGGUGGCGCGUUCCGGGUAUCGGGCUUCGGAGACAGGCGAGGCGACCGAGCACAACCUUCGCUGUGACCUGUGAGCUGCAGCAGCGGCAGGAGGUGAUGGCGGCGGCAGCUCACGACUCACGCCUCGGUGGUGGCGCGACGUCGACGAGCCGGCACGGCCGGUUCCUCCACGACGGUCGCGGCGGCGCCGACCGAGGCGGGCCCAUCGCGUCGGUCGCGGUGGUGGACCAGGCGGACUGCACGGCGCGGUCGUGCCGGUCGUGCGUGGCGGUCACGCUGGCGGACGUCAUCGCGCUGGGGUGCUGCCCGUGCGCGGUGGUCAGCCUGCUGGGGCUGGCGUUCAUCAAGGCCCCGCUGGCCGUGGCGCGCCGCUGCCUGCGGCGGCUGCGGCGGCGGCAGGGCGAGCUGCGGCACAAGAAGCGGGUGCGCGACAUGGACCCCGCCGCCAAGACCAAGUGCCGCCAAGCGGGUGGCGUCGGUCGUCACGGGGUGCCCGAGGCGGACGCCGACGCGUGGAAAGGUGAGGAGGGCUUGGAGACGGACGCUCGCGGCGUGGUGGCGAGUCGGGCGAGCAGCUCGUCGUCAGGCAGGCUCGACGCGGAGAAGGAUUGGAUGGAGAUGUACCGGGUGGGUCACUGGGGCUUCGGCCGCCUGUCCAUCUCCGUGAACCCACCACCCCCUCCUGUGAGGCCCGGCUACGUGGCCACCGGCCGCAACGCCGACGGCGACGGCGGUAGGAAGGACGCGGACCUGCGGUGUGAGUCGUGACUAGCGAAGCCGCCCGUGCCGUCCGAUACACUGCUGCGCCCUGUUCAUUUCCCUGUCCUGAAAGGCCUGUCGCUGCACGGUGGCAGCUACUUUUUGGUGUACUCCGCCGGGCCGUGCCAAUGCCAUGGUCCGAGGGGAACCGACCGAUGGAUGUCUGGGAGAAGCGCCAUGAUUGGAGGUGGAAACGGGGAUUGCUGCUCCACGCGCAGCCCCAACCAGAGCAAUUCAAUGCACAGCGGCAAACCAGGAACGCUUCUUCUGCUCGGUGGUCAGCUCGUUUCCAAGUGGGCUCUGUUUCAUUUCUUUUUUCCCCUUCCUUUCUUAUCUUCUUUUGAUUUUGGGAGCACGACCUGUAUUUUUACAAGCUGUACAUAAUUUGUGCGGUCGAGUUCUUCCAGCUCGGUGUUUUAGGUGGAUCUCUGUACAUACUUGUUUUUCUUUUUCCUUAAACAAAUGUACAUCCUUGGCUCGAACCGUCGAUGUCUCGGACGGAUUGCUGAAACCAGCCGUGUGAUUUCCCCGCAUAUAUUCACUGUGGAUGUGCCGGCAUCAUGGUUCAACAAUGCGUUUGACAACUGAAAACCGCCUGCGGCGGUAA